Messenger RNA from Cryptomeria japonica (Japanese cedar), 1398 nucleotides. RefSeq names its product peroxidase 56. The record is from RefSeq and is a predicted model, not a curated record. NCBI's taxonomy places the organism in Eukaryota, Viridiplantae, Streptophyta, Pinopsida, Cupressales, Cupressaceae. The transcript is spliced from 5 exons. Gene Ontology annotation, molecular function: heme binding; peroxidase activity. The coding region runs from base 269 to 1228 and encodes 319 amino acids. Gene Ontology annotation, biological process: response to oxidative stress; hydrogen peroxide catabolic process.
GAGAUCACGCGCCACAACAAUGCUGGAGUCCACUGAAUAGUUUACAAUGAAACAAAAGAACAUGACUUGUUUGUCUUAACUUGAAGAUGUUGUGAUACAGUCAAAUAACUAAGCAUGUAAAAGUAGGUAGGACGGUGAAAAUUUCCAAUUUAAGAUGUGAUAGUGGACGCCAGACUACUAUUGAACUACAUUUUAUAUUGGAAUCUUGGUUACUUGGCUCUUGGUUGCUUUAUCAGUUUCUCUUGUACUGCAAACAUGAUGAGGUCCAAUGAAUGUUGCAGUUAUGUUGGUGUUGAUAAUGGGUACUGGAUUUGCAUCUGGUUUAGAUCCAAAUUUCUAUAGCAGGAGUUGUCCCAAUGUGGUGCAAAUCGUUGCCACAAUUGUGAACAGGCAUUUGAAGCAGGAUGUCACAAUAGCAGCUCCUCUUGUUCGCUUGUUUUUUCAUGAUUGCUUUGUAGAAGGUUGUGAUGCAUCUGUUUUGAUAGUGUCACCGAAUAAAACUGCAGAGAGAGAUGCAACACCCAAUUUUUCUCUCAGUCAGUUUGAUUUAAUCGAUGAGAUCAAGAGCGCUCUUGAAAGGACAUGCCCGGGUACUGUUUCAUGUGCAGAUAUUCUUGCUCUUGCAGCAAGAGAUGCAGUCUUACAGACUGGAGGACCCACAUGGGCUGUCGAACUAGGAAGAAGAGAUGGGCUAAAAUCCAGUGAUUUUGAUGCAACAACACACCUUCCUUCUUCCAGAUCAGAUGCUCAGGCCCUCAUCAACAGUUUCGCCUCUAAUAGACUAAGCAUCAGAGAUCUAGUCACUCUCUCAGGAGCUCACACAUUUGGGAAGACACACUGCAGUUUCGUUGGAAGGCGUCUGUAUGACUUUACCAAUAAUGGUGGAAUUGAUCCCACACUAAAUACAACAUAUGCAAUGAGCUUGAAAAAGCAAUGCACAGCCCCCGUCAAUCCCAACACAAUUGUGCUUCUGGACCCAUCUACUCCAAACAGGUUUGAUAACAUUUAUUUCAAGGAACUAUUACAAAAUCAAGGCAUUUUUUCCUCAGAUUCAGCUUUGGUUCUAGAUCCUAGGACUAAGGUUUUUGUCACAGAGUAUGCCAAUAACGAGGAUUCUUUUAGAGACCAAUUUGGUAUUGCCAUGAUAAAAAUGGGUAGGAUUGGUGUUCUAACUGGCCAACAAGGCCAGAUUCGUAAGAGAUGUGAUAUUGUAAAUACAUUAUUUUAGUUAAGAAUUUCAUGCACAGAGUAAAUCAAGGAUUGUUAGGUAACUGGAAUGCAGACUUCAUGAGGUGAUCCAAACCUUAUCAACUGUAAAUAUGCCAGAGAACCAUGAAUUGCUUUCAUUAAAGUGGAAUUCACGAUGGCUGGAAUUAUGAUAUUUAAAGAAUUUAAAUA